AUGGCGAUGCGCGCAGUCCUGUCCCGAAUGGCAAUGCCCUUGCGAAGUACCCUGACGCGGUCUCCGGUCGCCUUCAAGCCGCUCCAGCAGCCGCGCUGCAACCUCACGACCAUCUCGCGGCCCCUCUGGAGGCCGGAAGUGCGCGCCGCUACUGCUUUGAUCCAGCCACGCCAGGAGAAGGCCCAUCCACCGGUGGUCAGCGGUCUUCGCACCAUGUCCACGUGGCGCCUUCGGCCCUAUGCUGCUGCAGGAGCAGGAGCAGCCCUGCCCUUAACCUCCCUCAGUGCCGGCUACAGCAAGGUGGGCCUGUCUUUGCUGGUGCUCCCCUGGAAGGCGCUGCCCAUGGCGCUCGCACUGGCACCCACCGUGUGGGUCUUGCCGGCGGCCUAUCGCAUGAUCUUUCAAAACUCUAUGAGGCAUACCACUGCAUCCGUCUUCACAGUGAUCUUGUAUUUGGUGCUCUCCUUCAUGCCAGUGCCAUGCUUUGAGAACCUCUUCUCCGAGCUGGCCUUCUAUGGCAUCGCCCUGGUCUCCACCUUCUUCAUGUACACCUUCUUUCCGGAGGUCCUUCUUCAUGACUUCAUGUUCAUGCACUACUUGGCGCUCUUCACGAUUCCAUUGAUCCCCUUGGCCUUUGCCUACAUGCCCAUGUUCGCAGAAGAGGCGCUUUUGGGUACUGUAAGAGAGCUCACAGUGAACCGAGAGGACUUUGAGGAGCCCGGCCGGCCCAAGCAGUCGGGGGAUUUCAAGGUGCAACGCUUGGUGGGGGUUUGGAAGGCAGAGCAUAUCUUGUGCAGACGCUGCGGCCAGAUCUUCAACUACGGCACCAUUACAGGGCCAGUUCUGAAGUGCUCCAACUGCAGCUUCGAGCAGCCCUUCGAUGAGAAGAAGCCGAUCUCCUCGGUGGCCACCGUCUACGAGCGGGUGGAGCAUGGCGGAGGGACGGUGAUGGUUUAUUGUGAGCAGAGUUUGGGGGUCAGUAUGGGUCAGUGA
Messenger RNA from Durusdinium trenchii, 993 nucleotides. NCBI's taxonomy places the organism in Eukaryota, Dinophyceae, Suessiales, Symbiodiniaceae. The record is from the annotation of a GenBank genome assembly.